GCCCGACUGGCCCUAUGCGUGGCCGUAGCCAUCUAUUCCACCUUGCACUAUUUCAACAAUUUCAUCGUGCCCACCAAGGACCUUUUUGAAAUAUUUCAAAUCACCUCGGACUUUGUCUACGCUAAAUUCGAGUUCAACGCUAAACUAUUGAUCAUGUACGGUUUUGGUCGCUGCCCCGAGGGCUCUACCGCUCACGUGCUAAACCAGUACUCGGUAGGGCCCGACUCGAUGUACUGGCGCUACUGUGGGUACCUAUUUUGCUCCUACCUGGUGCUAAAAUGCUCCGAACUAACAGCCCUACUCAUCAAGGCUAAUAAGGUGUCCAUCAAUAUGAUGGUGUGCUGGCUCAAGGCCUGCGCGGGUCGGGGCCGGUCCAAGAAUGGUCAGUCUGUCCUAAUUUUUGGUCCAGAGUUUCAACGAUUGAACAGCGAUUGCACGGACACUGAGUGCGGCGGCGACGGUGGCGGCACCGGUAGUGUUGAACCGACAGAAAAUAAUAACCACAACUCGCUAGACGUGGACACUAAACCUGUAACCAUCGAUACCGUACCCGACGUGACCACUGGUGCAGCUGCGGCUCCCGUACGGUUCAAGUCGGCCAAUUUGAUGAUAGUAUGGGCGGACCUGUCGUUUGAAAUGCGUCCCAAACUGUGCCGCUGUCAACGCGGCGACGGCUCCGGACCGUUGAUACUGGACGGCAUCGCCGGCGCCAUAGAGUACGGCACGUUGAACGGCCUGUUGGGUCCCAGCGGGUCGGGCAAAACCACCUUGAUGCGGUGCCUGAACGGUCGCCAGAGUCGGCCCAUGACUCCGGACUCCCUGGUCUACGUGAACCGUCAGGAGCCAGUGGUGGCCUGUUUUGUCACCCAAAACACCGCUGAGCACCUGCUGGAGGGCCUCACCGGUCGACAAACACUGGUCUACGCGUGGAAGUUGAAGAACAGUCGCCUGAGCCGUAAGGAGACGGAUGUGUCGCUACGGGCCGGUGUGGAUGACCUGCUCCGGGAGCUGAUGAUCAGUAAUAUAGGCGAUACGCUGGUCGAGCGGUGUUCGGGCGGUGAGCAGAAACGACUGGCCAUCGCCACGGAGUUGACAUCGAGAGUGAAGCCCAACAUGUUGUGCAUCGAUGAGCCGACCAGCGGUUUGGACAGCGACGCGGCCGAAGUGGUGGUCAGGUGUCUGCGGGCGCUCACACGCCGGCACCGCAUAGCCAUCGUUGCGUCCAUUCAUCAGCCAAACAACGAGCUGUUCCUCAUGUUUGACACCAUCAAUGUGUUGGCCAAAGGCGGACACGUGGUCUAUGCCGGUCCGCCCGAUGGCCUGCGGGCCCGACUGGCCGAGUGCGACCUCCCGUGCGGCUCAGGCGAGGCCCCCAUCGAGAAAGUGCUAAAACACUCGGCACAGGGAGUGACGGGUAAUCCUGCGAUAGACCGUAUGCGACGAAAAGCGGCUGAACUCAGGGAUCAGUUGGUGAAACAAUGCCAUCAAAUGAGCGCCGAUAUGGAGCUGAUGCCGACGGGCGCCGGCCUCCCGACCCGCGCCAAGUGGUUCACUGUCAUUGACUUUUGGUACCUUCUGGUGCGGACAAUGCGGAUCGCAUACCUGUCCCAAUGGAAAGCCCUUGUCAUCCAGUUUUGUGUCUGCAUUUUCAUAGCGUUGCCAUUUUCGCGAUCACUCAAUGAGGAUAUGGUUGUGCCCGACAGCUGUUUGGCCACUAAUAUGACCGCCGAUUUGCUUGAGUGCGCCGACAGUGGCCUGUAUUUGGAGAGUCAGGCCCUGAUCUCCCAGAAUAUCAAGUACAAUAUAGUAUUUAUGACCUUGGUCACCUACCUCCAGAUUGUCAUUACACCGCUCACAUUCACAUCCGAUGUCAAUAUUUUUAUUAAUGAACAGAGAAAUGGCUGGUACAGUUCAGGCGCAUACUACUGGGCAAAAUCCACCGUGGACAUAUGCCCGGUGCUGGUCACACUACUGCCAUUCAUCGGCAUCAUGAACAAGUACAAAUCGUGGUCAAAGUUUGGCGCCUACUACGGCUUCCUAUCAAUAUCUACCCUAUGCUCGCAAUCCGUUGGUCACAUCGCCGGCAUUGUAUUCAGCCAGGACAGCAAAAUGGCCCUUGUACUAUCGUUCGGCAUACACUAUUCCAUGAUGAUACUGGGCAACUGUAUCAUCCCGGUCAAAGAGUUUCACCGCUACAUCCAAUACAUUAGCCACGUGUCCUACAUCAAGCACGCGUUCGAGAGCAUCAUGAUCGUUAUUUACGGGUUCGACCGGUGCCCAGCGGGCACCCAGUCAUCUGUGCUCAAUAGAUUCGAUCUGGCUGACGAUGAUCGGGGUAUUUUUUGGACAAAUGUGCGCAAUAUGCUCAUUGUCUUCCUGGGCUUGAAAAUGUUGGCACUGUUUUUACUCAUAUUUAAGUCCAAUUACCGCCUGUUCCGACUGUCCCGUCGACAGCCCCGCCCGGCCAGUGGCCAACCCGUGCCCAAUGGCACUGGUAAUGAUAGCAAUGACUCGCAAAACGUGGUAAAACUCUAUGAAUUUGAUACAAUCAGCGGCCAUAACGACGAUUACAACGAUUAUAAUGAACGAGAAGUAUCUAAAAUGUGA
Molecule: messenger RNA, 2607 nt
Organism: Medioppia subpectinata
Lineage: Eukaryota; Metazoa; Arthropoda; Arachnida; Sarcoptiformes; Oppiidae
Source: the annotation of a GenBank genome assembly